AUGUCACAAAUGAAUUCAAUACGUAUUCCAUUUCAAUGGCAUCAUGUCAAUGUCUUUACCUUUGGUAAAUCAUCUCUAUAUGGCUACGACUCGUCAAAUCAUUGUUUGUUUGUUCAUUCAUCGAUAACAUUAAAUAAUACGACAGAUUUCGGAUUUGACCGCCUUCAUCUUUCAUCAUCACCAACAUGGCCGAUUCGAAAAUUGAUCCUUAACGAAGAUGAAACCAUUCUUGCGUUGAUAGCUGAUAAACUUGUCUAUCUUAUUUUCUUAUCACAGUCACAUCAUGAGACACACAUUCGUUCACCUUCAAAAGGAUCUCGUCUGUGUCCGAUACUUCGUGUUCCACCCUCGACAUCAUCUGCGUCUGUUAAUUGUUCAUUAAUUGACUUCGUUUGGUUAACAGUCAAUCAUUUUGCUAUCGUUUAUUCGGUUCCAUCUGCUUCUGAUUGUUAUCUUUAUCAUAUUCGGUCAUCGAAAGCCGAUGGACUUGAACACAUCCAUAAAUUUUCUAUCGGCAAAUCUUCAAACACGAAAUUCAACACACCGAGUAAAAAAAUAUCUCUCCAUCAGCCAUCCGACAUCAUCAAACUAGAUGUAACGAAGAAACAAACAAAAGAAUCAACAUCAAUCCUUUUCUUCGCAAUGAAAACCGACGGUGAUAUCUUUCUUUUCGAAAUCGAGGAAGAUCAAUUGUUGAAGAAUCACAUCGACGAAGACUUUCACGGUCCUGUUCGUAUUCUUCCCUCAGCUUUUGACAACUACGGUGCUGGACAAAAUCAAUCGACGUUAGUCUGUUUAGCACCAUCCUCUUGUCCACUAGCUAUCUUUACACCGAAUCGAACUCAACUUCAUCAAUGUAUGAUCUUGUCGCCAUCGAUCAAUCAACAUCAUCUAUUCACGAUCGAUUGUUUGACUUUCCCAAACAGUGAUCUUGGACUAAUUGUUACAUCGAUUCUUCCGGAUCGAUUUGCGCCGAAUAGAUAUUAUAUUACAGAUUCGAAUGCGAAUAUCUAUGUAGUAGAAAUUGCCUGGGUCGAUCAAGUUCAACAAGGUUCCAAGCAACUCCAACCGACACAAAUUCAACAAUUGAUCAACGGUGCGAAUUUGAACAAUAAAAUUACAAAUGAAAUCGAACAGCUUGGUUCAAUACACAUCGAUAACAAUGGACACUAUCUGGCUGCCAUCGUUCGAUCGCAAAGCAACACAGAAAAGGAAUUGAUUCUGAUUCGUUCACAAGUAUCGAGUUCAGCGAGCAAUAGUGAUACUACCGUAUCGGAAAGCAAACCUUCGCAGUUUCUCACUCGUAUUCGUUCGAUACUUGCUCGCGACCAAUCCGUUCCAUUUGUGACACUUCGAUCUUCAUCAACGAAACUCUCCGAUUCUGAUUUAGAGAAAAACGUUCUUCAAUACAUGAAAAUAUUCACCGAACAAUAUAUUCAAAAACAAGACAAAGUGCGUCGAGAAAUCGACGAUAAACAACGUUACUUAGUCGAAGUUCAUCAAACACAAUUGAAUGAGAACAAACAAUUAACAGAUAGGUUCCAGGAGAUACAAAAUCAAUUCGAAAACUCAAUGAAACUCUACCGACAAGAAUGUUCACGUCGAAAACGAUUAUCGUCACGUAUCGACGAUCUCUUAUCUACGAUUGAACAAUCUAUACCAGUUCUAUCGGAUGAAGAAAUACGAAUGCAACAGCAAUUAGAAACUUAUCAAAUACAAAUCGAUUGUUUAACCCAACAAAUUCAACAGAUUCAAGAAUUCAUUUCAUUCAAUCAGAGUCAAAGUCAGUCAGACAACUUAUCCAUGGAAAAUAUACAAGAUGUGGUUCGAAAUCAUCGAAUUCAAAUUAAUCAAAUGAAACAGCAAUUAGAUAAUAUCCAAACUCAUCAAUAA
Adineta ricciae is the source of this 1893-nucleotide messenger RNA. Lineage: Eukaryota; Metazoa; Rotifera; Eurotatoria; Adinetida; Adinetidae. The record is from the annotation of a GenBank genome assembly.